GCGAACUGUCCUUCACCAAGAAGCUUGGAGACAGGGAAGUAAACAGCAGCUGUCUUUCAGAAGACGCUAUACUCACGGAAUGAGGUGGUCCGGCGUCCUGUUUGGGGUGCUUUUGGCCAUGCUACUAGCCACGCUUGCCCACAGCUGCAACAGGAGCAGAUCUGUGAGGUACACCAGGAGUUAUCGAUAUCGAGCAAAUAGACGCCCAAGGAUCAGUUGCGACUACAAAAGCGCUACCUUCACAGCCGCGUAUGAUGAUUCUUCAGUGUACGUCUACUGGCCUACUCCCAGUGUUUCCGAUGACCGGACUGGAUACACGGUUAACCGGAUUUAUGGCCAAGGACCCUACAGCUAUUUUCGCGCCGGACGUCACAGGAUAACCUACAAGGUGACAGACACCGGAGGACUUACCGACACGUGCAGCUUCUACAUCACUAUCAUUGUGAAAACAUGCAAGUACCGCAGUAGCCCCAGCUAUGGAUAUCAACAUUGCGACCAUAAUGACAGACGACAUGGCACCCUUUGUUCGUAUUCCUGCUAUCACGGUUACCAUAUGUCCGGAAGCCCCACAUCAUCGUGUGGAAAUUACGGACUCUGGUUAUCCAGCGUUCCUUCAUGCACAAGAAAUUCCUGUGGCGCUCCGACCAUUCCACCCAAAGGCAUCAGCAUCAACUGCACCAAUGGUCAGUACUAUGAAAGCAAGUGCAUUCUGAACUGUGAUUGGACAAAAGGAUACUGGGCACGCCAUGGAAGCUACAUUUCCUGCCUUGGAAACGGAACAUGGAAUUAUAACCGCUGGCAAUGUGCUGAUAUCGAAAAACCAAAGAUCUUCAAGUGCCCAGAACAAGUGUUGAGAACGACCGACACUACUUACACAUGGCCGACAGUUUGGGCAACAGAUAACUCUGGCAUAGUCAAUCUGACUCAGACAAAAGGUCCACGUUCAGGAACAGAGUUGACUGAAGGAUCCCAGCUUAUCCAAUACCGCGCUGAUGAUGCAUCAGGAAACAUCGCCCCGCAAUGCGCUUUUGUAGUCAAUUAUGAAGUUCCGCCCUGUACCAGGCCCGCCGUGUCAAGUGGUGGCGACUACGACCCCGUCUUCAACUGCUAUUCCAGCAACUACACCGUGGGUUCGUCAUGCAGAGCCAACUGUCCACACAGCCUGGUGCUGGGGAACCCGUACAUCACGUGUGAGAGGCGCGACAGCUUCAUCCCGGCCUCCACGUGGGUUGGCAAUGACAGCUCCAUUCCGACGUGUCACAAGCAAGCUUGCCCCGAUCUGACCCCGCCAAGUAAUGGAUCCCUUGCAUGUGACAAGAUCUUCGCAGGAGAAGUAUGCCAGGUGCAAUGUCACACCGGUAAUGACAUUCCUGCCCACAGCGGAGGUCACACUAACUUCAAAUGUGGACUAAAUGGAGACUGGAUGCCUGUGACCCAGGUUCCCGACUGUUCUUUAUUGGUAUUUCCGGACGCCAAUAAGCUUCCGUUCCAACUCUUCUACUUUGGCGGAAACUGCUCUGACAAUGAAAGAAGGCUCGGUAUCAGCGAGAGGUUUCUGCAGACCAUUGAAGAGGCAGCACUCCUCAAAUGUGACGAUGGUGAAUGCAUUGUCGACAACGUGGACGUGAAAUGUGCUGCCAUAGAUGAAGAUGCACAUUUCACCAAAAACGACUACGAAUACGAAUAUGAAUAUGAACAGGAAUACGAAUAUGAAUAUGAAAAUGAUGAUGUCCUUGACCUCGACCUGGUUGAAGAUUCGGCAGAAAGCAAUGAUUCUGGUUUGGUGCUUAACAGGAGACGUAGAGAUGUUGGCGGCAUCUCUUCCCCGCCACGUAUUUGGAAAACAACGUCGGCGCCUGAUACGGAUGACGGACUCGGAAACUCUUCUGGAGAAGGUUCUGGCGCUGUUCGGGUGCUGAAAAAAAGGAAACCAUCUUCCCGCAUCGAUGUGAGCUUCGACUGGACCUUCAAGAACAGAUCCAGAUUACUGUACAGGGAAAAUGUGACAGACUUCGUCGGCAUCGUCCUCAACUCCACCCGCCUGUCCCUUAACGGCACGAGAGAAGGAAACUUCAGAAUUGCAAGUCUUGGAAAUCUUACUGUAGCGUGUGGGCCUGGGAAGGUGGUGGCCAACGUGUCAAGGUCUCUCUGUGUUCCUUGUCCACGUGGGACGUUCCACAACCAGGAAGUGGACACCUGUGAGGCGUGUCCGGUCCACACCUACUCCGACACCAGUGGUCAGACACAGUGCACUCCGUGUGGUCAGAUGACCGGUACCAAGAACAAUGGAAGUAAAACUGACCGGGACUGUAUCGCUAUGUGUCAUCCUGGCCACUUUUCUCCAAGUGGACUAACACCCUGCGACCCCUGUCCAUUUGGCACAUACCAACCGAAGCAAAAUAGUCACAACUGUACCCCUUGUUCCUCGGACACGACCACUCUAGAAACAGGGAGUUCCAACCUGAGCCACUGUGUUCCGUUUGAUGUGCUGGUCAAGGGUCCCGUUCGACUCAACUUCGGUCCUGUUCUUGCGCAGUGGGCGGAAGAGUUAUCCAUUGCAUUCUGGUUCCGAACUCUGCCACAAAGACAGAAACAUUCCAACAUUUCACUUGUGCUGAGUCACCCUACUAGAGGUCACCAGAUGACCUUUGAAAUGACACAGCAGACAAGCAUCAGGAUGAGGGGACGCCAUGUUCCAGUGACCACCCACGUUCCCCAGGACCUGUGGACACACAUGGCGGUAGUGUGGAAAGGCUAUCCCAGUUUCGUGGACAUCUACAGGGCUGGCAGCAGGGUGGCGCAUUACGGAAAGAAAUCCCCCCUGUGCUUUGUACCGAAGGACACCGAGCUCUCUAUCCACGUUGGGGAAGACACAGAUUUCAGUUUGAGGGAGAUCUACGUGAUGCCGCGAAGCAACGUCUCGGGGACUAUAGCUCACAUGGCCAGGUCCUGCUCACCUGGAGAUGUUGGGUUCGAUUCUCUCAUCAACAAAAUCAAGGCAUCGGAUCCGUCGAAGAUCAGCAUGGUGGUACCCAGUGUCUGUUCAGAGAUCGACUGGUGUUCACCUAGCCCCUGUCCCGAGCACCACUGUCGAUCAUUCAAGUAUGGCUUCCAGUGCACGUGUAAAGGAGGCUUCUCUGGCCGGACGUGCGAGAUACCGCCGGACUACUGUGUCGUGGACAACAAGUGUGAACAUGGCGCUAUGUGUGAGAAUAUCAAGGGAGGGGUAGCCUGUACCUGCACUGACGACUACAAGGGGCGAUACUGCGAAAUACCAAUAGUUCAUGGUAAAUGGAGUGUUUGGAAUCCAUGGUCCCUUUGCUCUGUGACCUGUGGCGGGGGUAAAAUGUCAAGGUCACGAUAUUGUGACGCUCCUGCCCCUGAGCCUGACUUUGGAAAACCAUGUGAAGGAUAUGCUGUUGAAACAUCAACUUGUAAUGAGAACAAAUGCCCAGAAUGCAAGACGUCACAGUUGACAUUGGGCAAAGGCGUCAGCGUAAACUGCUCCAGAAAGUCGGAAGCGGCCAUGAACUGUUCCGUGUCAUGUGUUGGUGGUUUGGUGUUCCAAGAGGAUCCGCCAGUGUAUACGUGCUAUGAAGAGACAUGGGUUCCAGGCGAAAAGACCCUUUCAUGUGUCGAAUUCAAGAUCCCCGACAACGUGGCGUUUAACUACACCGUCCCCUACAAGACACGGGUCGGAAUCAACAUGGCUGCCGAUCUCGCCAUUAUCCAAAACACGGCGUCUGUCUGUGCGUCCCGGACUUCCUGUGUUCAUAACGCGGCCUGUACGGUCGUGGUUGACGUGGAGACGUGUCUGAGGGAGGCUGGGGGAUGUGCUCAGUUUCCAGAAGGAUACAAUGCGAAGCUGAGGUUCGAGGGCAUCGUUGUUGUCAGUAACGUGAGUGCCAUUGUAACAAGGCAGAACCUAGCACAAGCCUACUCGUCCUUGAACGCAAGUUACAAUGACCUUGAGAAGAUGUACAAGGAGUGCUUCCUGGUGACGCUGACAGAUGGUCCAGUCACGCCAGGAACGUCCAUUGCGGACAGUGACAUAACAUGUCCAGUAGGAUCAGUCCCAGACCAGGGCUACUGUACUACUUGUGCCCCGGGCAUGUAUUACAACAACGGCACAUGUUCCCAGUGUGAGCGAGGAUGGUACCAGGUGGACAAUGGAGCUUUAGAAUGCGACACGUGUCCAACUGCCUUCAACACCAAAUACACGGGGUCGAGUUUCAAGUCGGAAUGUAUUGCUCCCCCUGCUGAUGCCUUUAUGCUUCUCACUGACCCCAUCACUGGUCACAUCUGGUCAGUCACCAUGUCCGACUUCAGACUCAAGCCUGUAUCUCUGCCCGACAACGUGAGACUGGCCUCAUCUGGAUACGACCCGGUCACGAACCACAUCUUCUAUGCUGACAAAUACAGACCUGCCAUACACAGUGUUGGGCCCAAGAAGAGCACGACGUACGUCACGCUCAACUGGGCUGCCUCUGUGGAUGGUAUAGCCAUAGAUCCUAUCUCAAGACUCAUAUUCUACACUGACAAAGGAAACGACGUCAUCGGUGUGGUAACCAUGGUAACAAAAUAUCACAAGAUUGUAAUCAAUUCUGCUACCUACAUGCCAAGACAUAUUGAGGUGGACCCCAUACACGGUGUAAUGUACUGGACAGACUGGGGCGAGGGCAACAAGAUAGAGCGGGCCAACUAUGACGGGUCAGGCCGAAAGGUGUUGGUCAGCUCAAUAUGGCCGGAGGGACUAACACUGGACAGAGAUGCCGGGAAGCUGUACUGGAGUGACACCGAGUCCAAGACCUUACAAAUGAUUGACUUGGAUAAAGGAAAUAGAACAACUCUCCUGACGACGGGCAACUACCCCUCCGCCAUCGCCGUCUUCAACGACUUCCUCUUCUACUCCGCCAUGUUACCCAAUAUCAGUAGCGUAAUGAUGAGGGUCAACGUGGACGGAACAGGAUUCACCAUGACAAAGUUACCUCCCUUUAGCUACCUUUCUGACAUCCAUGUCUUUCGAAAGAGUGCUUUUAAAAAUGUUACAAAUGGCUGCACUAACAACAAUGGCGGCUGUUCACACCUCUGCUUUCCUCGGUCAAACGGAUCUAACGUCUGCGCAUGUCCCGAUGGCUACACACUGAAUGCAAAUAAGGUUGAUUGUACCAAAAAGAUCAUCAAGUCUUGGUGGUUGGAUGUGUGGAUGCGGCAUCGAGGACGGAGAGAGAGGAGACAUCAAAUGCGACCACGUGGAAGGAAUUAGAAACACGGAGUUAUUUCUUCGCGUCCUUGUUUAGCUCAUCCUCGGUUAUCCAGGAUUUUUGUUAUCUUCAUUCUAUACGAUAAAUGACUUGGAACCAUUCGUGACGAUACUUUCGUUUUAAGACCGAUUUGAAUGACACGAGGUGGCUAAACAUAGCUUCCUUUCGAAGGUGAUGUUACUGUCUCUCCCUCUCCUUUCUCUAACUGAGCGCACGAUUUCUCUCGCUCAUUACAAUAAUCCGAUUGGACGAUUCAUUCGUCACCACUCGCCCCUUUCCGUAGCCUGCAAGAUGACUCGUCCCCCUAUCGAUGAAUGUUAUGUGCGAAAAUACGAUAAACCAAUCAGAAUGCGCGUAUGAUUUCAAGUUCUUCGUCAAAGAAUCCCUCAGAAAUAACUUU
Messenger RNA from Haliotis rufescens (red abalone), 5664 nucleotides. RefSeq lists its product as uncharacterized. The transcript has 29 exons. Bases 80 to 5266 code for a protein of 1728 amino acids. The record is from RefSeq and is a predicted model, not a curated record. Gene Ontology annotation, molecular function: calcium ion binding. Lineage: Eukaryota; Metazoa; Mollusca; Gastropoda; Lepetellida; Haliotidae.